AUGUCGGGCGGUAAUGCUCAUUCGGCCCUCACUGAGGAGGAUGUUAUGAAGCUUCUGGCUACCCAGGCUCAUUUGGGAUCCACCAACUUGAACUUCCAAAUGCAACAAUAUGUCUACAAGAGACGUUUUGAUGGUUAGUGUUUUCAAAAAACGGAGAACGAAUUUUUACGUCGAAAUUCAUAGGACCGAACAUCAUCAACGUCAAGAAGACCUGGGAGAAGCUUCUUCUUGCCGCUCGCGCCAUCGCCGCUGUCGAGAACCCAGCUGACGUCGUCGUCGUUUCGGCUAGACCGUAUGCCCAGCGUGCUCUUCUCAAGUUCGCUGCUCAUACCGGAGCUACCGCUAUCUUCGGCCGUUUCUCGCCAGGUUGCCUUACCAACCAGAUCCAGAAGACCUUCAAGGAGCCAAGACUCCUCGUCAUCUCUGACCCAAGAAUCGACCACCAGGUAAAUUUAUUUUAAGUUGUGUCAUAGUUUUAUACAUAUUUUUAAGGCCGUUACUGAGGCUUCGUACGUCGGAGUUCCAGUCAUCUCCUUCGUCAACACCGAGUCGCCAUUGAAGCUGAUCGAUAUCGGAAUCCCAUGCAACAACAAGGUAAUAUUUUUGUGCUUAUCAGUUUUUUUAACAUUGUCACUUUUCAGGGAGAACGCUCGAUCGGACUCCUUUGGUGGAUGCUCGCUCGCGAGAUCCUCAUCCUUCGCGGAAAGAUCUCCCGCCAAACUGGAUUCGUCCUCGAAGGAAAGGAGAUCAUGCCGGAUCUCUACUUCUACCGUGACCCAACUGAGACUGAGAAGGAGGAGACCGCUCACGUCGAGGCCAUCGAGACCCAGGAGUACCAGGCUCCAGCUGACAUCGACUUCACCACUCAAGGAGGAAAGGUCGACGAUUGGGCCGCAGAGACUGCCACCUGGACCGCCGAGGCUAAGACCGAUGAGUGGGCCAACGCUCCAGCCCAGUCCAGCUGGUAA
Caenorhabditis sp. 36 PRJEB53466 is the source of this 968-nucleotide messenger RNA. The record is from the annotation of a GenBank genome assembly. NCBI's taxonomy places the organism in Eukaryota, Metazoa, Nematoda, Chromadorea, Rhabditida, Rhabditidae.